Echinops telfairi (small Madagascar hedgehog) is the source of this 2517-nucleotide messenger RNA. Its product is annotated as protocadherin gamma-A1. The transcript has 2 exons. The coding region runs from base 97 to 2517 and encodes 806 amino acids. Gene Ontology annotation, molecular function: calcium ion binding. The record is from RefSeq and is a predicted model, not a curated record. Gene Ontology annotation, biological process: homophilic cell-cell adhesion. Gene Ontology annotation, cellular component: plasma membrane. NCBI's taxonomy places the organism in Eukaryota, Metazoa, Chordata, Mammalia, Afrosoricida, Tenrecidae.
CUGGAUUCUCCUGAAAAUUCGGUUGAUUUGGGCUCCGAACGGCUGAGAAACUGUGUUGUUGGUAGCGGACUAGCAGAAAAUUACCAACCGCCGGCGAUGGGAAUUCAUCUGCCAGGACGCAGGGAGCUGACCCUGCUGUGCCUUUUGUGGGGGCUGCUGUUGGGAGCCAGGGCCGAGAAGAUUCGCUACUCGGUGCCUGAAGAGACAGACAAAGGUUCCUUCGUGGGCAACAUCGCCAAGGACCUGGGCCUGGAACCCCAAGAGCUGGCGGAGCGCGGCGUCCGCAUCGUCUCCAGAGGUAAGACGCCCUUUUUUGCUCUGAACCUGCGGAGCGGCAGGUUGGUCACGGCGGGCAGGAUCGACCGCGAGGAGCUCUGCGCCCAGAGCGCGCGGUGCCUGGUGAACUUCAACAUCCUAUUACAGGAAAACAUGAAGCUUUUCCCUGUCGAAGUGGAAAUCAUUGAUAUUAAUGACCAUACUCCCCAAUUCCAGUUAGCAGAACUGGAAGUUAAGAUGAAUGAAAUAACCAAUGUAGGCACCAGGAUCCCUCUGCCAUUUGGGCAAGACCUCGAUGUGGGAAUGAACUCGCUCCAGAGCUACCAGCUCAGCCCCAACCCUCAUUUCUCCCUCGAUGUGCAACAGGGAGCGGACGGGCCCCUACAGCCAGAGAUGGUGCUACAGAGCCCCCUGGAUAGGGAAAAAGAAGCUGUCCACCACCUGGUGCUCACCGCCUCCGACGGAGGUGACCCAGUCCGCUCUGGCACCCUUCACAUACGUGUUCAGGUGGUGGAUGCCAACGACAAUCCUCCAGCGUUUGCUCAAGCUCAAUACCACAUAAGUGUCCCUGAGAACGUGCCACUGGGCACUCGCCUGCUCAUAGUCAAUGCUACAGACCCCGAUGAGGGAGUCAACGGGGAAGUAACGUACUCAUUUCACAAUAUAGACCACAAAAUGGCCCAAAUAUUUCAGCUGGAUUCUCAUACUGGAGAAAUAGUAAAUAAAGAACCAUUGGACUUUGAAGAGUAUGAAGUAUAUCCAAUGGAAAUUCAAGCUCAGGAUGGUGCAGGGCUCAUGGCCAGAGCCAAGGUGCUGGUCACAGUUCUAGAUGUGAAUGAUAAUGCCCCUGAGAUGACCAUGACUUCUGUUACCAGCUCAGUUCCUGAAGAUGCUCCCCCAGGAACCAUGAUUGCCCUUUUCAACGUGCACGACAAGGACUCUGGGCAGAACGCAUUUCUCCAAUGUUCACUCCCACAGGACCUUCCUUUCAAAUUAGAGAGGUCGGUGGACAACUACUAUCGACUAGUUACAACCAAGCCCCUGGACAGGGAACAGAUUUCCCUCUACAACAUCAGUGUGACCGCUAACGAUGAAGGGAACCCGCCUCUGUCCUCCAAUGCUCAAGUUUUACUGCAGGUGACAGACAUCAAUGACAACCCGCCUGCCUUCCUACAGACUUCCUAUUCUGCCUACAUUCCCGAAAACAAUCUUAGAGGCGCCUCCAUCUUUUCUGUGAUGGCCCAUGACCCUGACAGCGGUGACAACGCACAUGUAACCUACUCUUUGGUGGAGCAAACCAUCCAGGAGGCGCCCCUGUCCUCCUAUGUCUCCAUCAAUGCAGACACAGGAGUCUUAUAUGCCUUGAGCUCCUUUGACUAUGAGCAGUUUCGAGCCCUGCACCUGUGGGUGGCUGCCAGUGACAGCGGGGACCCAUCCCUCAGCAGCAACGUGUCACUAAGCCUGUUAGUGCUGGACCAGAAUGACAAUGCUCCUGAGAUCCUGUACCCCACGCUCCCCACCGAUGGCUCUACUGGUGUGGAACUAGCGCCUCGCUCUGCAGAGCCGGGCUACCUGGUCACCAAGGUGGUGGCGGUGGACAGAGACUCUGGACAGAACGCCUGGCUGUCCUACCGCCUGCUCAAGGCCAGCGAGCCAGGGCUCUUCGCGGUGGGCGUGCACACAGGCGAGGUGCGCACAGCGCGGGCCCUGCAGGACAGGGAUGCGCUCAAGCAGAGCCUGGUGGUGGCUGUGCAAGACCACGGUCAGCCUCCUCUCUCUGCCACCAUCACGCUCACCGUGGCCGUGGCUGACAGCAUCCCUGAAGUCCUAGCCGACCUGGACAGCAUCAAGGCCCCUGCAGACCCUGAUGACUCAGGCCUCACGCUGUACCUGGUGGUGGCUGUAGCGGUGGUCUCCUGCGUCUUCCUGGCCUUUGUCAUUGUGCUGACAGCACUCAGGCUUCACCGCUGGCACAAGUCACGCUUGCUCCGGGGUAGAGGCAUGGCAGAUGUGUCCGCCUCUCACUUUGUGGAUGUGGACGGGGUGCGGGCUUUCCUGCAGACCUAUUCCCAUGAGGUCUCACUCACCGCAGACUCCCAGAGGAGCCACCUGAUCUUCCCGCAGCCCAACUACGCCGACACACUCAUCAGCCAUGACACCUGUGAGGACAGGGAUCUUCUGUCAGCACCUCAGUCUUUACUGGAAGACAAAAAGGAAACAUUUCCUCAGGUAAACUCUUGA